AUGUCUAAACCUUCAGACCAUAUCAAGCGGCCCAUGAACGCCUUCAUGGUAUGGUCCCGAGGCCAACGGCGCAAAAUGGCCCAGGAAAACCCCAAGAUGCACAACUCGGAGAUCAGCAAACGCCUAGGCGCCGAAUGGAAGCUGCUGUCCGAGGCAGAGAAGCGGCCGUACAUCGACGAGGCCAAGAGGCUACGCGCCCAGCACAUGAAGGAGCACCCCGACUACAAGUACCGGCCGCGGCGCAAGCCCAAGAACCUGCUCAAGAAGGACAGGUAUGUCUUCCCCCUGCCCUACCUGGGCGACACGGACCCGCUCAAGGCGGCCGGCCUGCCCGUGGGGGCCUCCGACGGCCUCCUGAGCGCGCCCGAGAAAGCCCGGGCCUUCUUGCCGCCCGCCUCGGCGCCCUACUCCCUGCUGGACCCUGCGCAGUUUAGCUCGAGCGCCAUCCAGAAGAUGGGCGAAGUGCCCCACACCUUGGCCACCGGCGCGCUGCCCUACGCGUCCACCCUGGGCUAUCAGAACGGCGCCUUCGGCAGCCUCAGCUGCCCCAGCCAGCACACGCACACGCACCCGUCCCCCACCAACCCGGGCUACGUGGUGCCCUGUAACUGUACCGCCUGGUCUGCCUCCACCCUGCAGCCCCCUGUCGCCUACAUCCUCUUCCCCGGCAUGACUAAGACUGGCAUAGACCCUUAUUCGUCAGCCCACGCCACAGCCAUGUAA
Molecule: messenger RNA, 723 nt
Organism: Eptesicus fuscus (big brown bat)
Lineage: Eukaryota; Metazoa; Chordata; Mammalia; Chiroptera; Vespertilionidae
Gene: SOX14
Product: SRY-box transcription factor 14
Exons: 1
Coding region: 1-723 (240 amino acids)
Biological process (GO): positive regulation of transcription by RNA polymerase II; anatomical structure morphogenesis; cell differentiation
Molecular function (GO): DNA-binding transcription factor activity, RNA polymerase II-specific; RNA polymerase II cis-regulatory region sequence-specific DNA binding
Source: RefSeq, a predicted model, not a curated record